Messenger RNA from Vairimorpha ceranae, 1944 nucleotides. RefSeq lists its product as hypothetical. The transcript has a single exon. The record is from RefSeq and is a predicted model, not a curated record. Bases 1 to 1944 code for a protein of 647 amino acids. Lineage: Eukaryota; Fungi; Microsporidia; Nosematidae.
AUGGAUAAAAAUAAUAAAGAAGAACUGGUUUAUAAAUGUUUAUAUAUCCAAUGCAAAGCAUUUUAUAAUAAUAAAUUGGAUUUAGAUAAUCACCUUAUUAAUUCAUACCACAACAAUAAUGUUAAAGUUUAUAGUUUGAAAUGUCCAGUUAAGGAGUGUGAUUUUAUUAUAGACGACAGAGAAAGUAAAGAAUAUUGUGAGAAAGAUGAUGAUUUACGAUUAUUUUUAACUCACCACAUGAACUUAUGCCAUAUAAACAUUCUUGCCAAAGCUUUAGAUGUUUUUGAUGAAGUAAAUAUAAUAAAGAAUAAACAAUAUAACGAUAUUACACUGAUUUCUAAAGAUAAAUUAUUUAAUAAGAAUUUAAUAGAAGAUGUUUAUAUAAAAGAUUUACUUAGUUGCAAUUCCGAGUUAGGAAAAAUGCUUUUAAAGAUGCAUGAAGGUUAUUGCCUAAUUAUUAAGGAAGGUAAAUACUAUAAGUGUAAAAUUUGGGGAUGUUGUAUGAUAUUUGUCUCUAAAAAGGCUUAUAAGCUUCAUAUUUUAAGAUAUAAGCACUUGCUUUCUAAAAUUGUUAAUAUAAAUUCAAAUGAGUGCACACUUAAUUUUAAUGUUUUAUUAGAAGAACUAAAUUAUUUUAAAAAAGUAUUUGCUGUUAGUGGCAUUAUACAAUUUUUUGGAGAUGAAAAUGAUUUUUUAGGUCCUAUUCUAUUUAAAAAUGAUCUUACAACAGAUAAUAGUGUUGUUGGUUGUGUAUACAAUAGUAAUGGUAUAGUUAAUAAUCAUAUCGCAUCUGCUAAAUCUAUUUUAGAAUCUAUAAAUGAAGAAACCUUAAGUUUUGAGAACAUAGAAAUUAUUUUUUAUAAAAACACAGAAUAUAACGAUUUAUCGGCUAGUAUUGGAUCGGGACUUUUUUACAGGAAUAUAAAAGAAUGUAUUACACAUUGUCUUUUUGUGAAAAUAAAAAAUCCUUUAUUUUUAGUUUGCACUAAAGAUAACUUUACACCCGAUUUUUUUUAUAAAUUUGAAUCAUGUAGUGCCAGAAUAUAUUUUUUAGAUUUAAGUUUGAAAAUUUUAGAUAAAUUUGAGUUUAAUUUUGGAUUUGUGCGAAAAAUGAUAGUUGAUACAAAAGAAAAUUCAUUGUCUGUAUUUAUUUUAUUUAGCGAUGGCGUGAUUCGUAAGUUUAAUUUUAAAGAUAAAAAUUAUGAUUUUAUACCCUUAGAUGUUUUUAAUAUAAUAGAUUUUGAAGUAAUGGAAAAAGAUACUAUUAUUUGUACUGACGGAAAAUUGCUUUUUAAAUGUGUAAAAACUAAAAUUGUGAAACAGUCUGAUUUCUUUGAUUCAUUUAUCAAUUCGAUAUGUAUUCGUACUAACGUUCAAGACAAUAGUUUAUUACCUCCCCUCGAAUGCGAUAAUAUGCUAACAGAUUUAAAAACCAAAACCAGUACCAAUAUUGUAUGCUGCAGUACAGUAAAUGGUUAUAUUUACUCUGUUGAUACUAAUUUAAAAAAUCGUUUAUCUUUACUGAAAAGUUUUUACACGCAUAAAAUUAUUUAUUUACAAGAAGACGAUGAGAUAUUGUAUACAAAUCAACUGGGUUUAGCUACCAAAUUACUUACUAUAGAAAAGACAUAUACUAAAACAAAAACACUCAAAAAUUCGCUUUUUUAUUCCGCUUGCCGUAGCAAAACCGGCCUCAUUUUUGGACAAUACGAUGGUCAGUUGAUUUUUUUAAGAAAAAAUAGAAAAAAAGCACAGCCUAAAAAUUUAUUUUAUUUUGUAAAAAAAGGCAGUUAUUUUUUAAUUUUAGACAAACAAGAAGACGUUAAUACAGUAGAUCUCAUUGAUAACAAAUGUUUAAUUAUUAAUAUUUUACAUUAUGAUAAGCAUAUUUACCUUUUUUUUAAAUGUGGAAUUAUUCUUAAAUUUUUUUCAAGUAAAUUGUAA